CCAGCCUCUUCGCGUCCUCUUGGAUUUACCUCCGCAACCAAACCAACCAACCAUCAUGCCUGCCAUCGGAAACGAGCUCUCCACCUUCGUCUCCCAGUUCACCAACAACCUGGACCUGUUCAAGGGCCAGAUCAGGGACGCCCUCACCACCCUCGACAUCACCACCAUCGCCACCGUCCUCCUCGUGGUCGUCGGCGCCGUCCUCAUCUACGACGUGUUCGUCUACCUCCUGUCCACCUCCAGCAGCAAGAGGUCGCUGAUGAUGUCGCCCGUGCUGGCCCAGCUCGCCUCCAACGCCUGGGACAUGAGGGACGAGCUUGGCUUCUCCAACAUGAUCGAGUCCAGGUCCUUCGAAAGCCUAUCCCCCGUCCUGAACGCCAUCAGACUAGCCGUGGAGAAGUACGAACACCUCCAAUAGAGUGCUCAUGGGACUUCUUCAGCCUCCUGCAGAAGAUCACCAUGAGGGAGCACGUCCACCGUCCCUCAGUCUCGCCCUCAACUGAGAAACAGGCAUCUCAGGUUGUCUUCAGCAACAACUGGAGAGCGAGAUCUGCGAAGGCGUUAAGAUUUGUUCGUCAGUGAACCUUCUAAAGGCGCGGCUAAAAUAGAUGUCAUGUCGUUUGCUCAGCUGCCUGUCUUAUCUCAGAAAUUUAUAUGAAUAUUCUCAAGAAGGUCCCGGGCUCUUGCUGGUCGAGAGGAAAAGGCUGGGCUCCUUUUGUGAUAGUUGUUCCUUGUUUUCCUGCUUUUUUUUUUUUUUUUUUUUUCUGUCAUUAUUACUUUUUAUUUUCUUUUGUUUCGUUUUUGUUUUAAAUCUGCCAGACAGAUCAACCAUGUAGUGGUUUAUAAUUUAUAUGUUGUAUUUAAACUUUGUAUAAAUAAAUGAUUUUUUAAAAUGUAAA
Messenger RNA from Penaeus indicus, 899 nucleotides. RefSeq lists its product as uncharacterized. NCBI's taxonomy places the organism in Eukaryota, Metazoa, Arthropoda, Malacostraca, Decapoda, Penaeidae. The transcript is spliced from 2 exons. The record is from RefSeq and is a predicted model, not a curated record. Bases 56 to 418 code for a protein of 120 amino acids.